Molecule: messenger RNA, 1614 nt
Organism: Fusarium venenatum
Lineage: Eukaryota; Fungi; Ascomycota; Sordariomycetes; Hypocreales; Nectriaceae
Molecular function (GO): flavin adenine dinucleotide binding; oxidoreductase activity, acting on CH-OH group of donors
Source: RefSeq, a predicted model, not a curated record
AUGCGUUUCUCUUCCAUCUCUAACCUCGGCCUCGUCGCCCUGUCGACUUCAGUUAUCGCUUCAGGCCGCGACGCCAAAGAGACCUACGAUUACAUUGUUGUCGGAGGUGGUCCAUCUGGAAUCAUCACUGCUGAGCGACUCUCUGAGACAAACAAGAAGGUUCUCCUUCUUGAGCGUGGCCAACGGGGCCCUACCAUCAACACUGGAUCCAACCACUCUCUGCCAUGGGAUACCUCCCUCACUCCCAUUGAUGUUCCUGGCCUUUCCGCUGCUGUCGGUGGUCUCGAUCUCUGGAAUGAGUAUAUGUGCCCUGACACUGCUGGUCUCGCUGCCUGUGUUCUUGGAGGCGGUGUUACUGUAAACUACAUGGUAUUCGUUCACCCUCCCGAGCGCGAUUUCAACGACAAGUGGCCAGUAGGAUGGAAGUGGGAUGACGUUGCACCCGCUGCCGAGAGGCUGUACGCUCGCAACCCUGGUACCACUCUGCCUUCCAAGGAUAACAAGCGCUACGACACUGGCCUUUACAACACCCUAUCCUCGUUCCUUAACAAGGCUGGAUGGAAGUCUGUUGAUAUGCUCAAGCAGCCUAACGAGAAGCACCAAGUCUACAGCUGGCCUUCAUGGAACGUCCAAAACUCCCUUCGAGCUGGACCCGUCAGGACUUACCUUCCCCUCGCUGAGAAGCGUGACAACUUCAGCCUUCGCAUGGGCACCAAGGUCAUCCGCGUUGUCCGAUCCGGCUCCCACGCCACAGGUGUUGAGGUCGAGACCGCCGAUGGUAAGAAGCAGAUCAUCAACCUCUCCAAGAACGGCCGCGUCGUCCUCUCUGCUGGUGCCAUGUCCACUCCCCGCAUCCUCUUCAACUCUGGUAUCGGUCCCAAGAAGCAGAUCCUCAACGCCAAGAAGUCUGGUGUCACCCUUCCUGCCCAGCGAAACUGGAUCGACCUUCCCGUCGGCAAGGAGAUCAAGGACCACCCUAUCUUUGCCUUCAACAUCAAGACUGAUGGAAAGUGGGGCAUGCUCGACACCGACAGUGUUCUCAACGGUACCGACACCAAGAACAUCAAGCUCUUUGAGGAUUCUGCCUCUGGUGUUUUGACCCAAGGUCGUCAUCGCCUGAUCUUCUUCACUUCCCGCAAGGGAACCGAUGGCAAGACCCGUUACUUCCAGGGCUCUACCUCCGCUGCUGGUGAUGGUGUUAUCUCCAUCAAGGUUUACCUUACCCACGGUUUAACCUCGUCUGGCGUUCUGGGACUUGACCAAGAUGGAAAGACCGUUUUCGAGAAGACUCCUUACCUGACCACUAAGGCCGAUACCGAGGCUUCCAAGGCUUUCCUUGAGGAGUUUAUCGCCUCCAUCACUGACAAGUCAACUGGUUACACCCUCGAGGGCGACACCACCAUCGAUGCUCUCCUCGAGAAGCCUGACCAGGGGGACCAUUUCAUCGGUACUGCCAAGAUUGGCUCCGUCGUUGACACCAACACCAAGGUUUUUGGAAUGGACAACCUUUUCAUUACCGAUGCUAGUAUUCACCCUGACCUCGCCACCGGCAACAUUCAGACCAUUGUUAUGGUCACCGCUGAGGCGGCUGUUGCUAAGAUUCUGGCCUGUUAG